Molecule: messenger RNA, 2331 nt
Organism: Chrysemys picta bellii (western painted turtle)
Lineage: Eukaryota; Metazoa; Chordata; Testudines; Emydidae
Source: RefSeq, a predicted model, not a curated record
UGUGCUUGUCUCCUUCAGGUCUACACCAUCAUCUCAGUCCAGCUGCUGGUGACCGUGGGCAUCAUCGCCGUGUUCACCUUCGUCUCCCCCGUCCGCAUCUUUGUGCAGGGGAACGUUGCUGUGUACUACUCCUCUUAUGGUGUGUUUCUGGUCACCUACCUGUUGCUGGCGUGCUGCCAGGGCCCCAGGUGAGUGUCUCCUUCACUGGGGAUCAGAGAGGGCGGCCCCUCCCUCCCGCACCCCGCCCCGGCUCAGAGUCCCCCGGGCACUGGGAAGCGGGUUGGGGGGGAGUGACUGAGGCCGGGGGCCGUGGCCAGAACGGGCUCUGGCUCCAUCCCCAAGGGGCGAUGAGACAAGGCUGCCCCCAGGGUCGAUUCCUGUCCAUCUGGGGCCAUGGCCUACCCUGACCGGGGGUUGGUUUUUACGGGGACCCCCCUGUGCCCUGCAGUCUCAUCAGGCCAAAGUGGUGCCCUCGCCCCAGGUCGACAUCACGCUGAGCUCACCCCCGACCCCCCCGGUUCCCCCCCAGCCUGCGGCGCAGCGCCCCGGGCUCUGACUACCUGCCCCCUGACCUGUGUGUUCCCCUGACUUCCCCCAGGAGACGCUUCCCCGUGGAACGUCAUCCUGCUCAGUAUCUUUACGCUGGCCAUGGCCUUCAUGACGGGAACCAUCGCCAGCAUGUAUGACACCACGGCUGUCCUGAUCGCCAUGGUGAUCACUGCCAAAGUGGCCAUAAUUGUCACCAUCUUCUGCUUCCAGACCAAGGGGGAUUUCACAUCGUGUACCGGGCUGUUCUGUGUGCUGGGGAUCGUUGUCCUUCUGACAUCGAUAGUCACUGCCAUCGUCCUCUACUACAAAUAUAUUCAGUUGGUCCACAUGGUGUUUGCGGCCGUGGUUGCGAUCGCCUUCACCCUGUUCCUAGCCUACGACACCCAGCUGCUGGUAGGGAACAAGCAGUACGCCCUCAGCCCCGAGGAAUACGUCUUCGGCGCCCUGGAGAUCUACGUGGACAUCGUCUACAUCUUCUUGUUCCUGCUGCGGUUCCUGGGCUGGAAAUAGAGCCUCCAGCCGGGCUCCUGGCUGGCAUGGCCCGGGGCCGAGGAGCGCUCUGGGAACACCUUGCUUCCUUCCUGCUUCUGUUCCUUUCUCCCUCCUUGCCCCGGUGUGCGUCUCCCGGCCGAUGCCCUCUUGUUUCCCUCCUUCCCCGGAGACCCCAGCGUGGGAUUCCCGCAGUCUGCACCUAGAGGGGUCGCGGGCGAGACUGUGCCCUGGAGAAGCCCAAUAACGAGGCUUUGCCCAGCGAUGAAGCCAGCGCUGGCAGAUUUCUGCCUGCCCCGUUAACGGCUCCACUGCCCUCUGGGCUUGCACGCGGCCUCCGUCUUUCUUCGCUCCCCGCUGGGCCCCCAGGGAUGUGUCAAUGCACCGAGUUCAUCCCCGUAGCAGCCCUCGGUACUCGGUGCCGGGCGAGGCACCUGCCCCCAGACCCACAAACACGGCCCCUCUGCCAGCGCUAGCUGCUAAGACCAGGGGGCACCUCGUAUUCCCCAGAAAUAGCUGAGAGCGGGCAUUUCUGGACAUCGCGCUUCACAUGUUGAGCCGUGAGACAGAUCCUCCACCCUAAGGAGAAGUGAAUUCACUUCUCUUGUGGUAGAGAGCAGGCAGGUGGAGGCUUCUGUCUCUCACCUUAACCUAAGCCUGACCUAUCCCGCCCCGGGCCUGGCGAGCAGCGUUACUCCGAAAUAACUUGCUGGAUGGUUUGAGUUACCUGGAGCCACCUGAGGUCAAGCUUGAGACCUGUCAGCCCCAGCUGCUGUUCGGACCCAGGUGAGAUGCCCCAGGGGAGGGGAAAGGUAGGCAGAGGGGCAGCGUCUUCAUCAAAUCCAAACCCACUCAAAGGAGAGUAGAAAGACGGGCUCGGGCCUUGCUCUGAUCCAGACCCCAGUGUGCAAGUUCCUUCUGGCCUGCAGAGCGUCCUCCAGUGAGGAGGAGCAGGGGGGGCUGCGAUUAUUGCAUGGAUCUGAUUUUUAAAGGGCGGGAGGGGAAAUUUUUUAUACGUGGCCUAGACAUCACUGUUUGCCCAGCACAGUUUUUACCCUGUGUCUGAGAGUGGGUUUUUUACAGUACAACAAAACUCUGCCAGGUUAACAAUACUGCUUCGGUCUCUCGUUUGUUACGUGCCUUAAACUAGCUUAUGUUAAAUGUUUUUUUAAUCUUCUUAGCUACAGCCUGUGGCGUGUACACAGGAGAGACCCAGGCUGGCUCUUGACAGGUUUCUGUCCUUUCUAAUUCAAUGUAUUUUAUCCUUGGUUAAGCAAAGGGCUUUUUACUGCA